GUCCUCGUCGCCCGCCCGCUUCCCUCUGUCCCGACCCAGGAGCAUCGUCGCAGCCCGCCUUUGAUCGCAGCCAUCUGCAUAUACCUUCUCUUGCCACAGCCAUGUCUGCCCUGAGCCACGCUGCCAAGCGCAUCCGCCUUGCCCCCCGCGCUUCGCUCUUCAGCGCCAUCCGCCACAAGACCGACCUCUCGGCCGUCAAGAGCAUUGGCAUCAUCGGCGCCGGCCAGAUGGGUGUCGGCAUCGCCCAGGUCGCCAUCAACGUUGCCAAAAAGGACGUGCUUAUCCUGGACUCCAACCCCGCCCAGAUCGAGAGGGGCCUCAAGUUCAUUGAUAUUCUGCUGCAGAAGGAUGUGCUCAAGGGCAAGAUCACCGAGGAGGAGAUGAAGGUCGCCAAGAGCCGGAUCUCGGUUACUUCGAACAUUGACCAGUUCCGCAGCGUUGAUUUUGCCAUUGAGGCCGUCAGCGAGAACCCCACUUUGAAGCGUGAGCUCUUUGCCAACCUGGACAAGAUCCUCCCCAAGCACGCCAUCCUCGCCUCCAACACCUCGUCAGUUCCCAUCACCAAGAUCGCUGCUGCCACCUCGCGCCCCGAGAGCGUCAUUGGCAUGCACUUUAUGAACCCAGUCCCCGUCAUGAAGCUUGUCGAGAUCAUCCCCGGCAUCGCCACCUCGAAGGAGACCCAGGACGUGACUGUGGCCCUUGCUCACCUCAUGGGCAAGACCACCACCGUCUCGCAGGAUAUGCCUGGCUUCAUCGCCAACCGUAUCUUGAUGCCCUACAUCAACGAAGCCUGCUUUGUGUUGCAAGAGGGAAUCGCCACCCGCGAGGACAUCGACACCACCAUGAAGCUGGGUACCAACGUUCCCAUGGGCCCUCUCACCCUUGCCGACUUUAUCGGCCUCGAUACAUGUCUUGCGAUCAUGCGCGUCCUCCACGCCCAGCUUGGCGAGGACAAGUACAGACCCUCACCUCUUCUCGUCAAGAUGGUUGAUGCUGGAUGGCUUGGCAAGAAGGCUGGCCGCGGCUUCUACGAGUACCCCAGCAAGUAAGCAGAUAUGUGUUGCGGCCAUGGACAUCACCGACUGAGCCACUCCCGUCUGCACGCUUGCAACCACCAUGUGCCGCCUGGGCACCCGAGCGACCCAAUACAAUAUGUCGAUAUCGCGAUACUUGCA
Polychytrium aggregatum is the source of this 1175-nucleotide messenger RNA. Its product is annotated as 3-hydroxyacyl-CoA dehydrogenase. Gene Ontology annotation, molecular function: NAD+ binding; oxidoreductase activity, acting on the CH-OH group of donors, NAD or NADP as acceptor. Bases 102 to 1049 code for a protein of 315 amino acids. Gene Ontology annotation, biological process: fatty acid metabolic process. Lineage: Eukaryota; Fungi; Chytridiomycota; Chytridiomycetes; Polychytriales. The record is from RefSeq and is a predicted model, not a curated record. The transcript has 6 exons.